This is a messenger RNA of Linepithema humile (Argentine ant), 2112 nucleotides long. It is a transcript of the gene Fsn, whose product is annotated as F-box synaptic protein. Lineage: Eukaryota; Metazoa; Arthropoda; Insecta; Hymenoptera; Formicidae. Gene Ontology annotation, molecular function: protein binding. The record is from RefSeq and is a predicted model, not a curated record. Gene Ontology annotation, biological process: synapse assembly involved in innervation; proteasome-mediated ubiquitin-dependent protein catabolic process. Gene Ontology annotation, cellular component: SCF ubiquitin ligase complex; synapse.
CAGACAGCAUAUGCCAUCUAACAAUGAUAAACGUAGUUGGCUGCUAGCAUUGACCAUUGCGACUAGAUGGCGUGCUACGUCAUCUGUCUGAAGCUACACGUAAAUGACAUUCUUGAACGUGACGCACGAACGGUGCUUCUGUGUCGCUUAUAUGUUUAUGCUCCUCUCCUAAACAGACCCGGUAAAAUGGACGAUAUAGCAUUGCGAGCAUCUGAUCAUGUUUUAGAAGUGAUAUUCUCGUAUUUAGACUUACAUACGCUGAGAAACUGUUCUUUGGUGUGUAAGCGGUGGUACCGGUUUCUUAACGACGAGAACAAUGACGUGUGGCGGAUGCAUUGUAUUAGAAAAUUGGCACAGGAGGCGCUCAGUUCCGAUUUGUUGUCGUCGGUGCCUACAUAUAAAUCGAAGCUCCGUGCGUUUUAUCAUGCCUGGAAUCCGAAUGACUGCUCGCGAAAUAUUUAUAUAAAACCUAAUGGAUUCACCCUGCACAGAAAUCCUGUAGCACAAAGUACGGAUGCAUGUAGAGGGAAAAUUGGCUUCCGACAUGGACGUCAUGCUUGGGAAGUUAUAUGGGAAGGACCAUUAGGUACUGUAGCAGUAAUAGGAAUAGCCACUAAAGAAGCACCUCUGUUAUGUCAUGGAUAUGUAGCAUUACUUGGUUCUGAUGAACAUUCCUGGGGCUGGAAUCUUGUUGAUAAUCAUUUGUUGCAUAAUGGAGAUCCACAGGGAAAUUAUCCUUUACUCAACAAUGCUCCAAAAUAUCAGGUCGGAGAGAGGAUUAGAGUAAUUUUGGAUUGUGAUGAUAAUACAUUAUCUUUUGAGAAGAACUAUGAAUUUCUGGGUGUAGCUUUUAGAGGGUUGCCAGAUAAGAGAUUAUAUCCAUCAGUAUCUGCAGUUUAUGGAAAUACGGAGGUGUCCAUGGUAUACUUAGGACCACCACUGGAUGGCUAACACAUUACACUAAAGAAAGACAUAUCCUCAAAAUGCUCAUUUGAGGCUGUACAAUGCAUUCUUAAUGCCAAGUUCUCUGCAUUAUACCGAAAUUGUCUACGUUUAAGUAGAGCGAGCACACGACAACAAAGUGUACAAUAUUCUUUACAGAAAAUGUGUGCCUGCUUGGUCGAUGAUAUUGUAAAUAAUAGGCAUUUAAUUUAGACUGAAGUUUACCAUGCAGUACACACAACGGUUUAGUUUGAUUGAACAGUUGAGUCAAGUGAUCUAUUUGAUUGAUAUAAUUGCAUGUCUUUACACAUGGAGGCUUUAAGUGAUAUUAGUUCUUAAGUAAUUCUAUGUAUAAAAAUGUUCCUGCAUAAUUUUUACUCAUUUGAUGAAUUUUUUUUCAUUGAACGAUGCCAUCUGAGUAUUGCUAUGUUACACCCAAAUUAAAUUUGGGAAUUAGUUACCUUCCACAUACAUGUAUAUAUUAGGAAUAUAUUUGCCACACUUAACACCUCCAUGCAGUAUUAUUUAUUACUAUUAUUUAAUUUUAUGGAGAUAAAACAUACGCCUUGCUUGAUGCAAAAUGAUGUUUUAAAAAAGAAUUUUACUCUAAUGGCAUAUUUGUAGACUUUUCAAUUCACUUGAUACAUAUUAAGCUCAGGACACUCCUUAUAAUUUUACAAUCUGUUACAUUUUAUUGCUAAAGAACGAACGAACUCUUCUAUUCUUCCAGAAUAUUCAUGUUCCUUUUGAUAUAUCUAUAUAAUAAUAUGUAUUGAUAUGUCGUGAAUAUGAGAUAUAUUGGUACCAAAAGUAAAAAUGAUAAAAUUUUUCUCGUUUUUCCGUAAUGCUUCAUGUAUGGUUUCCUUAUCUUUUGUCCAGAUAUGUAUAGAAAACUAAUAUAGAUUUUUUACAGUUAAUUAUUUUCUUUGUAUUAUAAUAAUCAAACUAAAAAUAGCUUUCAGAAGCAAUUCAUAUAGUAUACAGGGUGUCCCACUUAAAGUGUUCAUUGAGUAUAGCUACAUUAUUUUUUGUACAAGAACAAAUUGCGAAAAUAGUAUUAUAAUAUGAUGAAAUCAAAGAAUGAACGAGUUCUGCAAGGCCUCAUUUAACAGGCAUACUAAAACCACUGAAAAUUAUUCGUCCUAAAGAAAAAAAUAGAUAUUAGUUUUC